AUGUUACAGGCCAUCGGAGCUGCGCAUGCUCCGCUAGCAAUGCAGUUUCCUCAACGAUCCUUACAUCAACAAGAACCUGAACCAGAUUACACUUUGAAGAUAGCAAACUUUACAAGAAUGCUUGCUCAAGCAAAAUCUGACAAUGAUCAUGGUAGGAUUGAAAGUGAACCGUUUUUCACAAGCCAUGGUUACAAAAUGAAGCUUUGGGUCUGUUUAAAUCUAGCAUCAUCUGGUUACGCAGGCUACAUGGGUGUUAACGUAAUUUUAAUGAAAAGUGAUCGAGAUGGAACCCUACCCUGGCCUUUCACAAAGAGAUGCAUAUUUGUUCUUGUUGAUCAGCAAGAUAUCCUUAGUCAAAGGCAAAACGUUGAGAAGGUAUUAACUCCAAGAGGAGAGGAAGAGUUUAAGAGACCAAAACAGCAUGAGAAUAGAAAUAGGGAAACACUAAAAUUUGCUAAACAUUCAACUCUGCGUACUCGUCAGUACAUUAAAGACCACACUGUGUACAUCAAGAUCCUGGUAGAUCCAUGAAGAAUAACCCCAAUUAUAUUUGGUGUGGACGCUCACCUGGAUAUAACUACAUAUACAAUGGCGACAUUCGCGAUGGUUUGCAUGUUGAAAGCUCUGGCAUUCCCCUGAAGAUUGACAUUAGUUUCUGAUUGUUAAAAUGCAAUCAAAACGUAGAGAGUUAAUUUACAAGUAAUAUCCAAUGUUGUGCUUUCUUAGCAAUCUAUUAAAAGUAGUUGUAAUUUUUAAUCUAUAUAGUUCCGUAGCAUGUUGAAGAUUUAUUCAAAUUGUGGUCAUUUCUUGCAAUAUAAGAAGAUUCUCAAAAAUUAAAGUAAACUUUGAUGACGUCAUGUCCAACAUCUUAGUAGUUCAAGUAAGCGGAAGUUCGAGUUGAGCGAGUUUUUAUUUUGGGCGCUAAUUUUCAGCCAAGUUGGCUACCGUACUUUUUAGUUAAGUGCAAGUACGACAGGCUAAUAAAACAUGAUCGAAUUGUCACAGCAGUAGCGUAACUUCAUAUUUAAAGUUAGGAUGGCUGACAACUAAGGGAGUUCGGGUACCAGCUCCUUAGGACAGAUUUUAAAAAUAGAGACUCGCAUUUCCCUUCACUGUCUGACACAGAAUUGAAGAAUUUGGAGGACAAGAAUUCUGCAAAGUUGCUUCGUAAUUGGUUUUGGUCAGUUUGUAUGACUUGGUGAGGACUGGCGAUUGAAAACCCUCACGCUUUGUAACCAAGACAUAUACGACUUAGUCAAUUUUAGCCGUGGCUUAACCCCCCUGGAAAAUUAACUUUAAUACAUGAUCCACACCCCCACUUUUAUUUCUCGGGCUAUAUCCCCCUUCCUCCAAUUGCGCCGCCUCAGUUACUGCAAUUACUAACGAAAAUAUCUUAACCGUUAGUUGCCUGACAAUGAAACAGCAAUUUGGAACUGACGUCUUAUGCCCCAGCAUUUUAGACCAGUAUUCAGUAAACUGCUCUUGUAAUAUUUCAGUGUGAUAUCAAGAGUUCUCAAGGUUGAGAUAAGUGUUAUCUCAAAAAAUCAACUCAAAAGGGAUUGAUAACACUUACCGAGACCUUGAUCAUUCAGGAUAUAUCACAAAAACCCCAACUGUUUUAUUAUACAUUGCAUUUUCAUUAAUUACUCUUUCGACAAGCAAUGACUGAGUUUGUCGCACGGAAUUAAACAACGCUUGGUUCUCAAAAAAAGCAGUGAAAACGAUUUAAAAUAUCACUAUAACAUGGACAGGGCAUGGAGCAUAUAUAAAUCUCAUUUACCUACUAAAGUUCCGAUAAAUAAAAAUGUCUAAAAGAUCUGCUUUUUGUACAAGAAAAUUCACAACCAUGUUUUUCUUCUUUUUAUUUGUGUAUUUAACUGCCGCUUGCCAUAAAAUUACAUACCUUUUAUUUUUAUUGUUGCUCAUAUUUCAGUGUGAAAACGACAUGAAGCAAGUCCAGGUAAAGGUAAGUUAAGGUUUUUUUCCAGUUACGAUAUUGAUUUUACCACAAGUUCAUAUUUUGUAAUAAUUUUAAAAUCAAAUACCUUUUAUUUUUAUUGUUGCUCAUAUUUCAGUGUGAAAACGACUUGAAGCAAGUCCAGGUAAAGGUAAGUUAAGGUUUUUUUCCAGAAACGAUAUUGAUUUUACCACAACUUCAUAUUUUGUCUGGUUUGAUUUUCAGGAACUAGUGUAAGGCUAAUUUCUUGUUGGAAAACUCCUCAAAAUGCUGGAAAUAGCUUAUCUGAGCUUUAAUUAAGAAAUCCAAAAUUUUCUGGGGAGGGGGCAUGCCCCCAGACCCCUCUAGAGGUUCGCACCUUCGGUUUUCGACUCGGUUGUCUCAGAAUCCUAGUUAUGGCCUGAUUUGCUGCCCUAUGACGUAUACUUAUUAGUUAAACCAUACAUAUAUAUGCUGGUAGCUGCAGUGAUACAGGCCGAUACAGACUUGCAAACUGGAACUUCUCCAGAUCCCCCGCUAAAUAUGGCCUCUCCAGUUACACAUCCUUUAAAGAGGCCCUUUAAUCGGUCACUGAAAAGCCCCAAUGGGGAGUGAGCUGAAUAAUAAUGUAAUGUAAUGUAUCUUAGAUGUAGUUCAUGUUUCAUUAAAAAUUGAAAGUGAUCUUUUUCUAUAAAUGGCUGUAGCACGAUGAAGAUGUGAAGCUUCUUGGACAAAAAAUGGAAGUGUUACAGGCUAUUGGGGCUGCGCAUGCUCCGCUGGCAACGCAGUUUCCACAACGACCUAAGCAUCAACAAGAACCUGAACCAGAUUACACUUUGAAGAUAGCAAAUUUUACAAGAAAGCUUGCUCAAGCAAAGUCUGACAAUGAUGAUGGUGAAAUUGAAAGUGAGUCUUUUUUUACAAGCCAUGGUUACAAAAUGAAGCUUUCUGUCAAUUUAAACGAAGCGUCGUCUGGUUACGCAGGCCACAUGGGUGUUUACUUAAUUUUAAUGAAAAGUGAUCGAGAUGGAUCCCUACCCUGGCCUUUUACAAAGCGUUACACAUUUGUUCUUGUUGAUCAGCAAGACGACCUUAGUCGAAGACAAAACAUUGAGAAGGCAUUAACUCCAAAUGGACAGGAAGAGUUUAAGAGACCAAGACAGCGUGAGAAUGAAG
This is a messenger RNA of Paramuricea clavata, 3112 nucleotides long. Lineage: Eukaryota; Metazoa; Cnidaria; Anthozoa; Malacalcyonacea; Plexauridae. The record is from the annotation of a GenBank genome assembly.